GAGAAGUUGAAUCAGUGGUAUGGCAAGAUCUUUGCACAGCUGCAAGCUGACAUGAGUGACAGCAGUCUUGCUUCAGUGCAUGAGUGGAUGGAGAGAACUUUUCCAAACACAACUGCCAAGAACCAACUGAUGACAGAUUUUUCCAAUCUGGAGUCAGAAUGCCGAAAGAUUUUGGCAGCCCCAGACAAUGGAACAAUCACUUCUGAUGUUCCAGAAGUUCUGGUCCACAAUGAUGUGCCAGUCCGCUUCAAAAUCAGGUUGCACAACUUUGGCUUCUUGGAGGACUCACAGCUGAAGGGGCCAGUUCAGUCUUAUGCUGUGAGCCUUGGGUUGCAUGCAUGUUUGGCCAAGCAUGGGCAUGUCAAUAUCCAUGUUGCUAGCUUGUUCAGCAAGAUUCCAGGAUUGGUUCAGCUUAGGAGGGACAACAUCCAGAAGUUCAUGACCAAUCAGAAGGGCAACCAAACCAACAAAUACCCCCUGGAGAUCCUCUUUGACUAUGUUUGCAAGCUCAACCAGCAUCCAGUGAAGCCAGGUUCAGUGAUUCCGGCGUUCAGCAUCGCCAUGUUCAUUGGCAGCUCGACCAUCAUGUCAUCAUUCUUGCUGUGCAUCUAUGCUUGCAAGCUCAAGAUUAUUGACGCAGUGAAGGGCGACCUAAAGCUCGAGCGCAAGGUGGCUACAAGGUUGCUGAGUUGCUUGGUGAUUCACUGCACAGCUGUUACUGCCACCAAUCAUGAUCAGGCAAUGCUGAAUGCAUUUGCCCAGAAGCGGGAGGCUUUGACGACUCGAGAUGCGCAUCUCCGCAGCAUCAUGGUGGAGCAGAACAAGUUGAGUGUCACUAAAGCCAAGAUCCACAGCAAUGAGAUGACAGCGAUCCUUUUGCUAGAUUCAGCUGGUCCAGGUUUUCAGAAGAUCAUUGCCAAGGCUCACAUGGCUGACCAGCCGCAGGACACUGCCUUUCCCCUCUCGCUCUUGAACAAAGACUUCCUGAAGAAGGAGGAUAACCCCCUGUGGCAUGCCAUCCAUGAGCACAGCUGGGACAAAGUCACUACUUGGGCUCAACGUGUUUCAGGAAAAUGGGAUCGCCGCAUGCAGCAAGCCCUGAAAGCUGGCCAGGCGUUGAGCUACAAGAAUGGUGCAGUGGCCGCCGACAUGCGUGACAGCGGCAAAGAGUUGAAUGUGUGGUACAUGGCACAAGCCAUGUGUUACUUUGAUGACCAUUUCCAAAAAGCUCUGAAGCCAGACAGAUUUGACCAAGUCAAAUCAGAUUGGCUGGCUGGCAAGCUGGACACACAGAUUUUGCCAGCAGUCCUCGCCAAGAGAAAGGACUUCCAACCGCGCGACUUCCAGUUCGUCUUGCUGGAGCAACAGGAUGCCUUGUCUGGACUGAACUUCUUGAGUUUAGGCAGUUCAGAGAAGCAGGAAUCCCUCUAA
Molecule: messenger RNA, 1431 nt
Organism: Durusdinium trenchii
Lineage: Eukaryota; Dinophyceae; Suessiales; Symbiodiniaceae
Source: the annotation of a GenBank genome assembly